AUGGAUAAGCUUGAAAGGAUCAUGUCGCGGCCUGUGGCCAAGCCAUAUCGCUCCAAAGGCAUCAAGGACAACGCGACUCCGCAUUUGAACGACGAUGGACUGCUCGACUUUUCUCCUGGCGACAUCGAAAAUCCGAAGAACUGGAGCAAAGCUCGGCGAUGGUACAUCACGUUCGUCUCGGUCCUUCUUGUCGUCAACGCAACGUUCGCAUCCAGCGGUCCGUCCGGCGCUCUACAGGGCAUCAGUGAGACAUUCGCAGUCUCUAGAGAAGCCUCCGGACUGGUGAUUACGCUCUUCUUGCUUGGUUAUGUGUUUGGACCUUUGGUAUGGGCACCUUUGUCCGAAUUCUACGGCAGACGAUGGAUUUUCUACCUCACUUUCGUCGGCUACUUUGCAUUUACCUUUCUCUGCGCCUUCACGCCUACCUUCGCAGGGCUGCUCGUCGGUCGCUUCAUCACUGGGACGUUCGCAGCAGCCGCGCUGUCCAACUCUCCAGGCGUGCUGGUAGAUAUAUGGGGCCCGGUCGAGCGCGGUAACGCCAUGGCGCUCUUCAGUAUGAUGACGUUCAUUGGACCGGCUCUUGGUCCCGUCACUGGAGGCUUCAUACAGAUUACUGUUGGAUGGAGAUGGGUAUUCUACGAACUCAUCUUCUUCUCAUUCGCAACCAUGAUCCUGCUCUUCACGAUCCCGGAAACUCUACCUAGCAUGGUCCUCAUGAACAAGGCGAAGCGCAUCCGAAGAUCCCAAAUACCCGGCUACGAAAACGUGCAGGCUCCAGUCGAAGUCACAGACCGCUCACUUAUCGGCAUCUUCAAAGUCGCCCUUGUACGACCCUGGAUCAUCCUUUUCGACCCCAUCUCCCUCCUCUGCGCGAUCUACAUCUCAGUGGUGUACAUGCUUCUUUACAUGCUCUUCUCCAUCUACCCAAUCGUCUUCCAGGAAAAGCGAGGCUGGAACGCCGGCGUAGGCGAGCUGCCUCUGAUCGGGACGGUCGUGGGGGCGGUAUUCGGCGGAAUGUACGUCUUCUGGGACACAAACCAGAACAAGAAGAAGGUGCUCGCUGGCCAUCAGCUCGUGCCGGAAGAUCGUUUGCCAAUGGCUAUGUUAGGCGGGGUCAUGUUCCCGAUUACAAUGUUCUGGUUCGCAUGGACGGCGGAGUACAACUCGGUGCAUUGGAUCGCGUGUACGAUGGCUGGCGUGUUCCUCUCGUCGGCCAUCCUGCUCAUCUUCGUUGGGUACCUCAACUACCUGACGGACUCAUACUUGAUGUUCGCCGCAUCCGCCCUCGCCGCCAAUACCGUCGCACGAUCCGCUGCUGGUGCCGCUGCGCCACUCUUCACGGACUACAUGUUUACAGCGCUGGGCGUUGGCGGCGGCGGUAGCUUGCUCGGCGGUGUUGCCGUCUUGCUCAUGCCGAUUCCAUUCCUAUUCUACAAAUUCGGGCGACAGAUACGUAUCAAGUCUAAGUUUGCCCCCGCAAGCGACAAGCCCCCGGAAGGCGAGAAGGAUCAGCCGGCUGGUGAGAGGCCGAGAAGCCAGCUCAGCACUUCGAGCGAGGAGGAGUUGGAGCUGGACGAGGAGAUGGGUGUUCCUGCUCGUCAGAACGCGAAGGAUGUUGAUAAUGAGAAAUCGGAGACCUCCAGCCCCGUGGACGACCAUACCGGUGAAGACAGAUUCUUGGACGCAUCGGGGCUGGAAAAGGCGGAAGCAGCCGGUGGACGCUGA
Molecule: messenger RNA, 1725 nt
Organism: Saxophila tyrrhenica
Lineage: Eukaryota; Fungi; Ascomycota; Dothideomycetes; Mycosphaerellales; Extremaceae
Exons: 3
Coding region: 1-1725 (574 amino acids)
Biological process (GO): transmembrane transport
Cellular component (GO): plasma membrane
Molecular function (GO): transmembrane transporter activity
Source: RefSeq, a predicted model, not a curated record